Molecule: messenger RNA, 1203 nt
Organism: Sphenostylis stenocarpa
Lineage: Eukaryota; Viridiplantae; Streptophyta; Magnoliopsida; Fabales; Fabaceae
Source: the annotation of a GenBank genome assembly
AUGGACUGUGCUCUGAAACUGGGAAAUUUGGGAUGCACAGAGGUAGAACCAAUAUCCACCUAUGUAGACUUUGGAGAGAGAGAAUUUUUGGUUGCGGACGAAAGAGGGUACGAUUAUUUGCUGUACAAAAUGGCCGAAGAAUUUCUCUUCACAUCGGAGGGUAGAAUCUUGGACAAUCGUCUCAAACUCAACAAGGGCAGGACUGCUCAGAUUCUCAUGAGAUUUUAUUGUUUUCUGGACUUCAAAUUUUACUACUCCAAUACUUUUUUUCCCUUUGACUGCGUUGUUCGGGAAUUGCAGUAUUCAAAAAGUGGCGUCACGGUGAAAACGGAGGAUGGUUGCGUUUACGAAGCCAAUUACGUGAUUCUGUCUGUCAGCAUUGGUGUUCUACAAAGCGACCUACUCGCCUUCAAUCCACCCUUACCCUAUGAAGAAACCAGUGAUCGCAUGAUCCACGGUAUCAAUGAUCCACAGUCUGGUGUUGGUGGUCUGUUAACCCUCUUGAGAUGGAAAUUGGAAGCCAUCGAGAAAUGUGAUGUGAUGGUGUACACUAAAAUCUUUCUGAAGUUUCCGUAUAAGUUCUGGCCAAGUGGACCCGAAAAGGAAUUCUUCAUCUAUGCUCAUGAGCGGAGAGGCUACUACACAUUUUGGCAGCACAUGGAGAACGCCUAUCCUGGUUCCAAUAUCUUAGUCGUGACAUUGACUAAUGGGGAAUCGAAACGUGUGGAAGCUCAACCUGAUGAAGAGACCUUGAGAGAAGCUAUGGCAGUGCUAAGGGAUAUGUUUGGAUCCAACGUCCCCGAUGCCAUUGAUAUACUAGUUCCUCGCUGGUGGAAUAACAGGUUUCAGCGUGGCAGCUACAGCAACUACCCCAUCAUUUCUAAUCAUAAAGUUUUUCAUAAUAUUAAGGCCCCUGUAGGUCGCAUUUUCUUCACUGGGGAGCACACUAGUGAACGAUUUAAUGGAUAUGUACACGGUGGAUACCUCUCAGGUAUUGACACCAGCAAAGCGUUACUAGAAGAAAUGAGGAAGGAAAAUGAAAGAAAAACUGAGAGCCAAACCCUGUUGUUAGAGCCCUUGCUAGCAUUGUCUGGAUCUUUAACAAUGUCCAAAGCAGAAACUGUCCCAAAUAUCCACAAGUGUGAUAUUCCUACACAAUUAUACCUCAGUGGCAAGCUUGGGAUGCCAGAGGCAAUAUUGUGA